CUUGGCCGGCGAGAGUCGUGCGUGUAUGGGCGCAAAACGACUACGUCAACGACUCACUUAUACAACAGUAAUUAUAUAUUUGAUCUCGUGUUCGUGUUUUGGCUUUUGCAGACACACAUCUACUUAUCGGGGUGCUGAUGUAUGCCGAAUCAAUAGGCUACGGAAAUAGCUUUACGCGGUUGACUGUUGAACAAACAGGUGUCAGUGAAUAAGCACUAAACGUACUUUUUUUUUAAGUAAACAUUAACCUUGAGUUUUCAACGGCUAAAGCUAUUGUAAAAUUAACUUAGAGAACGUUUGAGAGUUUACCUCAGAACGACUGUGGUAUUAAUUGCAAUUGGAGUGCUUUGUGUGGCCCUGCAUGAGUAGUACCGUGGUGGAUGAUUUAUACGAAUAAGUUCCUCUAAUAAGUGUACAGUGACGAUGAAGUGGCACGUGAAUAUGCUAGCCUUGAUGCUUGUUGGCCUGAUAGGCACCGGAUCAGCGUCGUCAGGCAGCUGGAUGUAUUUGGGAUUGGUUGAUUAUCAGUCCAUACGGUCGUUGGAUCGACUCGCAGGAGAUCAACCGGUAUCAUCUGACGGUUCGCCACUGUCUCCACAAGUUGACCCGUUGGCCAUCCGGCUUUCAGAGCUCUGCAGCGCUGUACCUGGAUUAGUCCAGUCACAACUCGAUCUCUGUCAUCGAAAUCCUCACGCGCUGCUGGCCAUAUCAGAAGGCGCGCGUCGAGGCAUUAUCGAAUGCCAGGAGCAGUUUCGGCAUGAACGUUGGAACUGUACGCUUGAGGGAGGCAUCAACGUGUUUGACAUGACCUUACAAAGAGCAUCCCGAGAAGCCGCUUUCAUUUUUGCCGUCACAUCCGCCGGCGUGGUUCACUCUGUAUCGCGCGCUUGUUCCGCCGGAAAUCUCACCGACUGUGGCUGUGAUCCUGACAAGCCUACAGGUCAACGAAGUGGGCGUGGCUGGAAGUGGGGCGGUUGCAGUGCGAACAUUGGCCAGGGCCUGGACCUCGCCAAACAGUUCAUCGACGUCGCAGAACGAACUCACGGCCAGAUCAGUGUGGUGGGCAACGGUGCCACGGAUUCAAACGCCACCAGCAGCGGCAGCAGUAUCACGGCUAUUUUGACUUCGCAGCAUGAUCGGACUACUCUGCGAACGUUAAUGAAUUUGCAUAACAAUCAGGCCGGUCGCGUUGCUAUCAGGAAGAAUAUGCGUCUCCGCUGCAGAUGUCACGGUAUUUCGGGUUCAUGUGAAGUGAAGACCUGCUGGAUGCUAUUACCGAAUUUUGAAGAUAUUGGAGUGUUCCUCAAGGAUAAAUAUGACAACUCAAUCCAGAUAACUGCUGAAGCUUUGAAGCGUCGUAAGCGUGGUAAGCGACGGGUUCCAGUCUCCCGCGACUCCCUCGUUCACAUUCAUGAUUCGCCCGAUUUUUGCGAACGAAACGCACGCAAGAAGAUCCUGGGAACAUCGGGUAGAGUCUGUAACAAAUACUCAAAUGGACCAGACAGCUGCGAGCAUCUCUGCUGUGGGCGAGGCGCUAGAAAGAUUGUAAAGCGAAUAACGGAGCGGUGCGAUUGUCAGUUUCACUGGUGUUGCUAUGUAACCUGUAAACUCUGUGAGACCCGUACAGAAACGUACAUUUGCAAAUGAAUCGUAUGAACGAGUAUCUGCUUUGAUGCACGUCUUCCAUCAGCAGCGGCGGCGGCGGCGGCGGCGGCGGCGGCAGCACUGGCCAAAAUGAUUGUUUCAGAACAAGGAAAAACCAUACGACGCUACUCAGAGGAUCACCACGAAGGUGAUGCAUCUCUAGGUAGACUAUCGUACUUUGGCUAGCUUAUUGGCCAGUGUAUUCUCUCAAAGGAAAACGGUAAAACUUAACAUCAUAUUCAUUCAUCAACAAUAUCUCUAAUUUGCGGCAAAAUCACAGAGGUUAUCAUAGACUGAUUCCUGAUAAUUAGCUGGGCGCGAGGGCAGAACGCCCUUGAAACAUGUUGAUGCGGUGGCGAAUACUUAGCCUUAAAUACUUCGGGAACUAUCCGUAAAAACAAGUUUUGUAUUUACGAUUGACAAAAUAUAAUCGACCGAAUUUAACUGGAAGUCAUCAGUUUAUACGUAUCAGCAUAAAUGCGCUCUGGAAACAGUUACACUAAAUAAGUACAUUCACCUAUAGUUGCUACCAGCUGUCAGAGACCCACUAACAAAACCCUAUGUCCGAGAAAAGUCCCUACAGUAAAAUGGAAGCGUGUUCUACGAAGAGACGAUGGAUAGAAGAAUGUGAAAAGAAAACAAGCAGAACGUAAAAUUGAAUGAUCAUUAUGGAAAUUUAUCGGGCACCAUCAGGCACAGAUAAAAGUAAACACAUACACAUAAAGCCUGUGAUACGAUGUUGGCCGGAGAUUAACAACCAAGUUUCCGCUGUGUAUAAAAGCCGGACCCAUCAUCUCGCAUGCACUUGAGCACAACCAUCAUCUUCCAGAAAGCUUUUCGUCCUCUUCCUCUUAAGAAGUCUUCUAACGUAGUAGUGGCUUCAGCACCCAUCUUAAGCCCCGGCUUAAGCCCCGUCCCGCAUCUACCCGCCAAGGAAAGCCACAGUAGCACACGGAACAAAUACUGGCACAAAUGCUAUUAUUGUUAUUAUCUAGGUAUACAAGUAUAUUUCAAACCUAGAAAAUUUCUAUCUACCUAUACAAAGAUGUAUGUAGGUGUCUAAUGGUAAAGUGGCGCUAUACUCAUCAUGCCAAACCAUGUGUGCUGUAAUAUACAAUUGUCCCGGAAGCCGCUCGGUUGCAUGUCCUUUUUUCCCGGUUCUCCUUUUGGCCACUGCCCUAUUCCGUCCUUGCACCAAAUGUGUCGCGCUAUGAGCCAUCUCCAUAAUUAUAUGCUCACCUAUGGGUACGCAUUAUAGCUAAGAAGAUUACAUUAUAUCGCUGCUAAUGGUAUAUACGUAUUUCAUGUCAGUCGUUUAUGGGCCUUCAUGAUGGAGUGCGUCCGAAUCAGACUGAUUCGGAUAGAGUACGUCUCAAACGAUACAAUGAACAGCAGCUUGUCAAGCAGAUCAAUAUAAAACAUACAAGACUUUUGACGACUGUUAAUAGACGAUUAUUUGCCUGUUGACAAUGGUAAAAUUGCUUGUUUGUGUCGAAAGCCACGGCACCUUUGUGGGGUGUUCUCUGCUGUUUGACGUACUAGUAUGUAGUUUCAUCUAUAUGUAAGUGUGUCCAUCUUUAGUCAUCGGAGCGCCCUCAUUUUGACAAAACAGGACAAAUAUAUAAUAAUACUUAUUUGGUGUUCUUUACUGUGUAUAGGUACACAGGUAGACGGAAGAUAAGAACAUGAUACGUCAGUACCACGAAAUCACAAUAGCAUUAUUCAAAGUGCAUUCGUUCGUUUGGAAAAAAACAGAACCUGCCACAAGCUAUUUGAACACCUCCAGUCCAGUCUGUCAGGUAAACCUACCAAAAAACAGAAUCCAGUUUACCUCUUGCAAGCUCACUUCUUGUAAAUACACCACCAAAAAUAUAGGUUAAAAAUGAAAAACAUCAUAUGGGAGGCUUGAUAUGAUAUAACUGCAUCGAAAAAUAAGCCUGGCCUAUAAGCAGCUGAGCAGCAUCGAGCAGUAUAAAUUUCUAAAGAAAAAGGUAAAUUAUUUAGACGGCUAUGUCUUAUGGCUUAAAAACAUCGAAAAUAGAAGCCUUAGACAACGAAAACAGGCGAAGACGCCGUUAAAGCGCACGGGUCUCGGUGCGCGGUUGUGCCAAGCCAGCUGCAAUUCAAUGAGUAAUCGUAUCAACAAGUAUCGAAAACGAAUCUGUAUCGUUCACAACUUCUUACAUAGAAAUACAUUAACCUCAUAUGGCUAAUCGAAUGGGAGGACAAAAAUAUACGGUAGUGGACUUCGGACAGUUCCUACGAGAGACAGAAGGUACGGGAUUAACUGCGGAUAUGUGCUAAUUUAA
This is a messenger RNA of Varroa destructor (honeybee mite), 3953 nucleotides long. RefSeq names its product protein Wnt-16-like. Lineage: Eukaryota; Metazoa; Arthropoda; Arachnida; Mesostigmata; Varroidae. The record is from RefSeq and is a predicted model, not a curated record. Gene Ontology annotation, molecular function: cytokine activity; frizzled binding. Gene Ontology annotation, biological process: canonical Wnt signaling pathway; neuron differentiation; cell fate commitment. Gene Ontology annotation, cellular component: extracellular region.